Molecule: messenger RNA, 1149 nt
Organism: Babesia microti strain RI
Lineage: Eukaryota; Apicomplexa; Aconoidasida; Piroplasmida; Babesiidae
Exons: 1
Coding region: 1-1149 (382 amino acids)
Source: RefSeq, a predicted model, not a curated record
AUGAUCGACUUUGAUAAUAGGUAUUACAUCCACAAUAGUCACAAACUCGCUAAUAUAUGCAUUAAAAACUCCACGCUACUCAACUGGUUUACCUCUUGUUUACGUUCCAACAACUUAAAUUUUGAAAGUCAUUCAGUAUAUAAUAUUGAUAAUUGUAUAUCUAGAAACAAAUCAAUUAACCAUGCAUAUAAUACAGGAAACAAACCAAUAGCAUGGGUAUCAAAUGGUAGUGAGAUCAUUUUUAGAAAAUCUGGGAUAGAUUCUAGGUUUUUGUGGGCUAUACCCAUCCACUAUCUCACCAGGGGCAGAGUAUUUAGGCCUAUCAGAUCCACAAAUAUUUGCGGCAACUCUCUAAUUGACUAUUUGAAUAGCCAGCUAAGGAAUCAUCAAUUACAUUCAUUGUCGAAUAUGUGCGUAUCUAACGAUUAUAUACAAAAGCAAAAUAAGAAUUUCGAUAUAGAUACUAACUGUGGCUAUGAAAUAUUAUCAAAUUAUCUAGGAGAUUAUAAUGAAAGUACAGGCUGCUAUAAUGACAUAAAAUGUUGUCAUAGAAAUUUAAAUAAUUCUCAUUUAAAUGGAGGUGAUAAACAAAUUAAAUGCAUUAACUAUAGUGUAACAAGUGACGAUUCUUGUUCCAGCAACUAUUUUGUUAAAUUUGACAACCAAACAGUGUGCAGUGAUAACUUCAUAAAAUUGCUAGAUAAUGCAUUGUAUAAGGCCUUUAAUAGCGAUAGUUCAGAUACGUCACAUACCAAUUGUGACGAUUUUUAUACAUUUAAAAAUGUAUCCCCGUUUGCCAAUAGUGGAAGUUCAAAAACCCCAUCAAACACUAACACCACUGACAACUCAUCCACUCUGGAAGUAACUACUAUACAGCACAAUCGAAAUGUUACAGCAAACAAAGUUAUGUAUAUAUCUGUGAAAAAUGAUCCAUUAGACUGCGAGUUUGCCAAAUGGUACAACAAUAAUAAAAUAGUAUCUGAGUGGAAGAGGGUAAGAAGGGGAGUAUAUAAUGUGGAAGGUAAAUUGUUGAAUUUGGCACUGGUGAAUGGGAGGUUAUUUGUAAAAAUCAUGGACAAUUUUACCAAAAAGCCUUUCAACAUGCCAAUUGAUGAUUAUACCUCCAAACGCAGCCAUAAAAAAUUGUAG